AUGGCGCCCAAGGUGAGGCGGUGCCCUGGGCGGGACCCCCGGAGCCAUCCGGGGCUACCGCCCGGAAGAGAUAACCUCGCGGUUAUACAAAGGGGCGAGUGUCUCCGGGGUAACCCGGAAGAACUGUUCUACCCCGCAACACACGGAAAGAUACAGUACCCUUCCCAUGAGACCAAAACUGGUGAAAAUAUUAAAAAAUUUAUGAUUAAUGCUUUUACUCAACUUACUGAGAUAGCUGAAGGAAACAACAGUUCAGAAUUGAUGGAUAAUUUAACAUUUGUAACUGACCAAGGAACAAAUAUAAUAAGUGCAUCAAGCAUGAAGUUUAUGAAAAGCUCUGGGAAAAACAGUCAAUUAUCUACAGUCUUGGUUCAGGAAGUCAAGACUCGGUGGAAUACAAGAUUAUUAAUGUUAGAAUCUAUUCAAAGAUCUCUACCAGAAAUUAUUAAAAUCCACGGGGAAUUUUUUUGUCGGUUACAAAAUAUAAAUAGAGACCUUCUUCAAAGUUUGAUUACGUUUUUAAAAAUAUUUAAAAGUGCAUCAGAUGAACUUGAAGUAAAAUAUGCUAACCUUGAGAUUAACAAUCUCGAUGAAGAUGUUGAAGUUAAUAUAGACUCUAUUAUGAAGAUACUGGGGAAUAAAGCAUUGACUAUUCUUGAUAAUAAAUUUCAGUUAAGUGAUGUGCAUGAAAUAGCUGUAUUUCUAUGGCCAAAAUUUAAAAUGCUCAAAAUGUUUUCAGAAGAAAAUGGUGAAAGAAGUCUUAUACUUGGUGACAUAGAACUUGGACUUUUAAAAUUUGAAAUUGAAGAUGGUGAAAAAAGGGCAAAUUCAGUAACAGAAACUAAUAUCAAUUCCAACUCACAAGAACUGACAUCAAAAGAAGCCACCAUGUUUUCUGAAUGGGAAGAUGGUGUAGAUGAAAGAGCUCAGCAAUCAAUAUACAAGUAUAAAAAAGAAUUGGAAAGUUAUAGAGAAGAAAAUUAUGACAUUAGUGAUGACCAAAUAUUAGACUUUUGGUCAAAACAAACAUUACGAUUUCCAUACUUAUCAAAACUUGCGAGACAAAUACUGCCUAUACCAGCAUCCAUUGCCAGCAGUGAGCGCUCUUUCAGUGUUGCUGGUAGAGUUAUAGAGCAACGAAGAAGCUUAUAA
Molecule: messenger RNA, 1152 nt
Organism: Melanaphis sacchari
Lineage: Eukaryota; Metazoa; Arthropoda; Insecta; Hemiptera; Aphididae
Product: zinc finger BED domain-containing protein DAYSLEEPER-like
Exons: 5
Coding region: 1-1152 (383 amino acids)
Molecular function (GO): protein dimerization activity
Source: RefSeq, a predicted model, not a curated record